Messenger RNA from Penicillium chermesinum, 930 nucleotides. RefSeq lists its product as uncharacterized. Gene Ontology annotation, molecular function: lipid binding. Gene Ontology annotation, cellular component: plasma membrane; eisosome filament. The record is from RefSeq and is a predicted model, not a curated record. The annotation marks the transcript as partial. Lineage: Eukaryota; Fungi; Ascomycota; Eurotiomycetes; Eurotiales; Aspergillaceae. Gene Ontology annotation, biological process: eisosome assembly; negative regulation of protein kinase activity; endocytosis. The transcript is spliced from 2 exons.
ACCACCCAACUUACCCCAAUCUCCAGGAGUCGCUCCAUGUCGUUCCGGCCUCGUCACCGGGAUACCUCCGGCGGGGGCCCGAACUUCAUCACCAACUUCCGGGGCCUGCAAGGCCCCGAACUAAGCCGCAAGAUGGCCCGGCUGCUCAAGACAGAGAACACGGUCAUCAACGCCCACGAAACUGCAGGCCGUAGCCGUACCUCCGUCGCCUCCCAGCUCUCGGAAUGGGGUGAGUCGACCGGCGAUGACACGAUCUCGGACAUCUCGGACAAGAUGGGCGUGCUGCUCGCCGAGAUCGGGGACCAGGAAGGCUUCUUUGCACAGAACCUCGAGGACUCCCGCGCCGUGCUGAAGCAUAUCCGGAACAUGGAGAGCUCCGUGCAGCCGUCGCGGGACCAGAGACAGAAGGCGACGGAUGAGAUCGCGAAGCUGAAGUUCAAGGAUCCGAACAGCCCGCGGCUGGCGACGCUGGAGCAUGAGCUGGUGAGGGCCGAGGCGCAGAACUUGGUCGCAGAGGCGCAGCUGUCGAACACGAUUCGGUCGAAGCUGAAGGAGGCGUUCGAUCUCCAUACUGCGGCUGUCAUCGAGCGUGCGGAGAAGCAGAUUAUUCUUGCUCGUCAUGCGCGCCGUCUGCUGGAAUUCGUUGACGAUACGCCUAUGGUCCCUGGUGAUGCUCGCCAUGCUUAUGAUCGUCAGUCCGAGGCGCGCCAGGUUCUCGAGGACGCCGAGACUGAUCUCCGAGCGUGGAAGCCUAGUGUUGAGCCUCUGGCUAGCCCCGAGGCCCUCGCGGAAGAGGGCGAGACCCGGGAGGUCGAACGGGACUCGGUGAGCAUUACUAGCGAGAUUAACGAUGCUGGUGUAAAUGGAAUCACCGAAGAGGUCUCGUCGGUUAAAAUCGAGACCGAGGCUCCCACUGCAGUCGUUGUUUAG